AAUAACCAACAUGACUACUUAAUCAACACUGCAAGUGUGCCACGUUGCUAAGAGCAAAGAGCUGUGUUUCAACGAUUUUUAUCUUUCAGUCGUACCUAGGUACUAAAAAUAAAGCUUUCGGAUCGUUCCAUCCGUUUCGUCACAAAAGCCUUCCAGCUUGAUAUGCCGCUUCGUGGCCCAGAUAGAUGUUGAAACUGAUAAAAGGCAUAGACAGACCGUAAAGCGCACAGAGCAAAUCUCAGACAGUCAGGCUGAAAAUUUAUUAAGUGUGACACACCACCGGGUUCCGACAUACGAACACAUUGACCCGAUAUGUCAUAUCCCGAUCGGACCCCAAUCAUGAAGGGAGAUAGGGGCAGGGUAACGGUAAGGCUGCAGCGCUUAUUACAACCGGUGUGUUGGUUAUUGAAAGAGUGUUGCUCGCCAAUGAAACAUGAUACAAUGCACCAGGUGCCAACAUUCUUUUCUAUUGAAUGUCCGUUUAAAUCAAUCAGUCCCUCUCUGUCAUCCAUUUUUUCCUAGGAAAUUUCACUUCUCUUGGAGAAUCCCGCUUUCCAAGAUCGACUACGUUUACUUCAAUACUCCAUGAUGGAGCUCGAAUCGAACAUCGGCCUAAACGGCCACAAUUUCGAUAAAAUUUCUGAGCCCAAGUCCGACCUAGAGCAGGAAGAAGUUGACUUGGCUGCUCAGCAGCCUGACAAAGUCGAUGGCCGCGAGAUCGUAUACAUCCAAGGUCCCAGGUUUUGGCUCAUCUCUGCCGUUGUGGCAAUAAUGAUGUUCAUGGUAAACUUCGAAGUCCCCGUCGUCGUUACAGCUUUAGUUGCCAUCACAGACGAGCUAGGAGGAUUUGAGAAUGUGGGCUGGGUUGUUUCUGCCUACUUGCUAGGAUACGUAGCUGUCAUCGUCAUCUUCGCCAAGUUUAGCGAUAUAUUUGGCCGAAAGCUUAUCUUCAUGUUAUCCAUCUUUAUCUUUAUCGUCUUCUCUGCCGCCUGCUCUGCUGCACAAACUAUAGUUCAGCUUGCUGUCUUUCGAGCGUUACAGGGGGUUGGCGGGGGUGGUUGUUGGUCCCUUGCCACAAUAUUUGUCAUCGAGUUGGUCCCACCAGAGAAAUGUGCCCAAUACGUAUCGAAUAUCUCUACAGUAAACGCUUUGGCACUUCUCGUGGGACCUAUCGUUGGCGGAGCCAUAGCCUCCGGGACAACUUGGAGAUGGAUUUUCAUCGUGAAUGUUCCGAUAUGCAUUCCAGCGUUUGUCAUUGGAAUUUUUGCCAUCCCUAAUGGCUUUCCAUAUGGAGAUCGAGUGAAUUACCGGCAGAAGGCCGCGGCCAAGAGUCCGCUCAGUCGGAUAGACAUACUUGGUAAUAUACUCAUCUUGUUUGCAACGCUAGCUUUGACUUCGGCAUUUGAGGAAGCCGACAAGAAAUUCCCAUGGAGGUCCGGAUAUGUCAUUGCCUUGUUGACCAUAGCCGGACUUCUUUGGAUUGCUCUGGGUUGGUGGGAGUACUACGUCACAGCCGCCAACAAUGUUCGGGAGCCUAUCCUACCUUGGCGAUUUUUGAAUAAUCGUCACAUGAUGGGAAUUCUACUAAACUUGGUUUUCCUCGGCGGCCCUACUAUUAUUUCUAUGUUCAUCAUCCCACAGAGGUUCGAGUUGGUAUAUAACAGUUCUGGUAUCGGCGCUGGUGUGAAGUUAAUCCCUUUCACGGCUUUGAUCCCGAUUGGAUCAAUUGUUGGAUCUACUCUCGCUGGAAAACACAAAGUUCCGCCUGUAUACAUCCUAUUGUUUGGCUCCGCCCUACAAGUGAUUGCCUUCGCCCUAUUAGGCACACUUCCAAAGGUUCUAACUAUACCACCACGAGUCUACGGCUUAGAAGUCAUGGCUGGAUUCGGGAGCGGAUCUAAUUUUGCACUGUUGUUCAUAAUGAUUCAGUUUGUAAAUGAGAGGGUUGACCAUGCCGUUGCCAUGGGCGCUGGGUCCCAAUUCAGGAUGAUGGGAAGUUCCUUGGUUCUAGCAAUUGCGACCUCGGUUUCCAACACUUAUGCCAGGCCGAAGCUGCAGACACUUCUUGGUAUUUCAGAUACUGAUGCCCUCUCUGCAAUCAUACCUACGUUGUCACCAGCACUUCAAGAACAAGUCCGAUUGCUCCUUGCAGAAAGUUACAAUCGCCAGGUCCUUGUCCUAUGUGUCUCUGCGGCAUUACAAAUCCCCUGUACCUUCUUGAUGUGGAGGAAGAAGCAGCUUACUGUCUAAGUCACCAUCCACUCUUUUUUUGAUGGAACAUUGAUCUUCAAUCAGAAGAUCAUGAGGUUACCUAUGCAAGAUGUCCAAGGAGGCUUUCGGGUAGGCGCUUUGAAACUGCCUUAUAUUUCUAAUACUGUUGUGGUAUCACAUGGUUGUGUCGGCAAGAUAGGUACAUUCAUUGGAUAUCGGUCAGCUACUCAACCUAAGUUCAGGUAGCUACAAAAGGAAGAACAGCUGGAAUAUGUGUCUUUCUUACUAAACUUUGAAGAAUGUUAAUCUCCGGGGCUGUAAGGCUUUUGCGAUACAUCGUGUGCGAAAUAUAGGUAGUAGUUUAGGUUGAAUUCAGUAUAUCGGCUAACCUUCGGAGGUGUAGCAAUUGCUGUCCAUUUCCUUAGGAAAAGCGCAGUGCCGAAGGUACGGGGAGGCGUCACAAGCCAGUGCUAGUAUGCAUACCAUAUCUUAGAAGACAUUCAGAUACUAGGUGUCACCUACCUAAGUAACUCUCGCGUAACCCUACUAAUGUUCGUAAAAUACUAGGUAUGAUAUAUUAUCCGCUCCCAAGUAAAAAUGUUUUGGCCGUCAGUUUUGUAACAUUUUUAGGUAGGCCCUAUGUGCUGUAAUGGAGGUAUUGUGAUCAUAUGCCUGGUUGCGGCACAUGUCAGACUUAUAUACACCGCUUCAUGCACAUCACUUUUUUUCUUUCGUCU
This is a messenger RNA of Annulohypoxylon truncatum, 2948 nucleotides long. Its product is annotated as putative multidrug resistance protein fnx1. The coding region runs from base 586 to 2250 and encodes 554 amino acids. Gene Ontology annotation, molecular function: transmembrane transporter activity. The record is from RefSeq and is a predicted model, not a curated record. NCBI's taxonomy places the organism in Eukaryota, Fungi, Ascomycota, Sordariomycetes, Xylariales, Hypoxylaceae. Gene Ontology annotation, biological process: transmembrane transport. The transcript is spliced from 7 exons.